AUGGCUGGAACGAAAAGAAUGGCCAGAACAAAAAUGACAGUUCCCGUUGAAUCGACGUAAAGACGUUGCUCAGGUGAAGUAUUUGAUCAUCCCCAUGGAAGCGGAACAAUGAAGAGGAGCUUUUAUCCUGCUAGUGACGACAUCGUUCCCGUGAAGUAUGACUCCGUCGCGAAAUUCGGGAAGAAUCUAUAUCCACGAUCGUUUUAUGAUGCAUUAAAUCGAGUCGAACGUUGAAUCAGCUACAAAGAAGCCACCCUUCUACACAGGGUGUCCUAGUUCUUAUGGUAUAACCGAGAAAAGAUUAAGAUAUCCAAAAAAUAGAAUAAAAGUUCCUGCAGUAAAUCGAUCCGGAGGAAUGAAAAACAGCCUAGCAAAAGAAUCUUGAUUAUCGUGAAGAUUUACGUAAUUCGAAUUGUCAACAUUUUGACUAGCGAAACUAUACGACUUUACGAGUCUACCACAUGGGACGUAUUAUAAUGAAUAAUACAAUCACGGACGAAGUAUGAAGUGACAUUACUCUGUUUAAUCGCGAACGUAAGUUUCUUUCAAACAGACACCUCUUUGGCAAAAGUAUUCUGCCGGGAUAAAGAGACGAAGUUUCACCAAAGUUUCACGAGAUAGUUUAGAAAAUAAAAUACAAUUGAAUUAAUUCUAUCUAGUCUAAUGAACUCUCUAUUCGAGAUUAUUCAAUUAUUUAAACUUAUCCAACGCUUAAUUAAUAAAUCUGAACAAAUUUUAUUAGGUUUAGUAUUCUACUGUUAUUUUAUUGAAAAUGAAGAUAGUUUUUGUCGAUCAAAUAUAGUUAAAUCAUUCACUCACCUAAAGAACUACAGUAAAUAAGCGUUUAGAUGGAAAUCACGUACCUGUAACAAAAAAAAAAAAAAUGGAAUGUGGUUAAUAGAUUAUUAUAACAAACACAAAAUUAUUUACCAAUAUUUAUCGUGUACAGUAUUGUCAUUUAAAAUUUACUUUAUUAUACAUACUUGUAAAUUUCGUACAAAAAAUGAGUGAGGAAAGAAAGUAAUUUUUCGACAGAGAAAUCGAAUGAAAUUGUUAACUUUCAUUGAACUUUUAAUGUUCAAAUUAUCUCUUUUCUGUUUCAGGUUCGUAUGUUAACAUUUUAACUUUGUUACACAGUUUUAACAAUUAUUUGAUUAUAUAAUAUAUAAAUUUAUAAUUUAAUAAUAUUUGAUUAUAUAAUAUUAUAAAAGUCUUGGAUUGUCAUACUUUUGAAAAAACUAUUUGGAGGAAAUAUUUUGGAGGAAAAUAUCCAAGUUAAAAAUAUAUAUAUUUUUUAAAUCAGCAUUGUUUAAAACUUAAGUUACUGAUUAGAGCAUUGAAAAAUAAAUAAUACUGAUAUGAAAAAAAAAGUGUAAAGAAAAUAAAUAACGAUUUUUACACAAUCGUCUUAUUUUCUUAACAAGUGUAACUUUCUUCCUCGUAUACAAAUAUUUAGAAAUUCACCGAAUGAUUCAUGUUUCGAUUUCACAUCUCGGAGGUAACGUUUCGUAGAAAAUUUACACAAUUUUCAUUCCUUCAGUGUAAAAUAAGCACUCCUUUUUAAAUGGAAUUUUUUUUCUACCUCCGAGAAAAUAAAUUUAUGCAAAGAAGUAUGGAAUAAAAGAUUCAGUGCAAUACGUUGCAUUUCGUAAUAGCAGAAAAGAUAAUAGUCGGGAAAUUACAAUUAAUUUACAACUAAUUGAAAAGUUUAACAGUUUUCAUUCGAUUCCUGCAAUGAAAUUGCGCAAAGAAGAUAUGUGUCAAAGGGAUCUUUGCGUUUAUUUUUGAUCGAUGAUGGAACAUGGAAUUAAAUAAUUAUUUUCGUAAAUAAAAUGUCAUUAUAAAAUGGCUUUAAUUCUCUUUAGUCCAGAAAAACCAUGGAAUAACAAUUUAACAACUUAAUAAUUUUGUAUCCAACGAAUAAAUUGUCCAAAGAUCGAUGACUCUGAAUGGAAAUAUCCCCUAUCCUCUUAAAACUGGUGAAAAAUCGAUCGAAAUCAAUAACGUGAAAAUUUGAUUUCCCAAGGAGAAUUUCCAGGUACUUAAACAUCUUUGCAGCUGCAUAUCCCGGACACAGGAACCAUCUGGCUCUUCGUAGGGCUUGCAUUUGCUGAAGGACGUUAUCCAAGUGCUUGGCAAGCACACUGGCACUCCUGUGAGACUUUGGUCGUACACAGUCAUCGAGAAUUCUCAGGACACGUUUGCCAGGUUGCUGGAAAUUAGCAGCAUCCUAGCCGAAUCGUGUUUUGGAAAAACAGAUCGUCCAAGACUUGGUUCUAGCCAACACCUUAAAUGUUUCAUGGAAACUUUUACUAGCAAAUCGCAGCCAAUGAAUUUGAAAGUGCCGGUCGUUCGAUUGCCAUCCGUAGCGAGAUUCGAAUAUUAUUGCGGAUGA
Messenger RNA from Heterotrigona itama, 2395 nucleotides. Lineage: Eukaryota; Metazoa; Arthropoda; Insecta; Hymenoptera; Apidae. The record is from the annotation of a GenBank genome assembly.